AAGGCAGCUUAGAGUGGCAUCAGUCGUUUCCGGCUCCAAGCAUUCUGGGCUACUUGACCUUAUGGUGGCACCUCCGGUAGAUGUGUCCCAAUUGCCGAUUUGAUUUGGAUUGUCGGGUGGAGAUCCGAUUCGAGGGUCCUGUAACAAAUCCGCAGUGGGGUUGCAGCGGAGCUCCUCCAUCACGUCAAUCGAUUGACUUCUCCCAGAAGGCUUUGGAGGUCUCAUUACACUACUAUUCAUCAAUCUCUUGGAAAGGCUAUCUUGUAUUGUGCUUGCUUUCCUCGUUCCUCAAUACCACACAACAUGUCUUCUUUCUCACGACUCAUCCGUUUCCUUGCCAAGGACGGCAGAGUAUACUAUGGCGAUGCCAUCUUUCCCGGCGUCAACGAUAUCUCCAAGACUAAACAAGCUCGAAUUUUGACUGGUGACAUCUUCGGCAAGCAUGAGGUGACGGAUCAAGUCGUUGAUGUUAAGCAUCUCCUAGCCCCUCUUGCUUUAGAAGAUGUCAAGACUGUCCGAUGCUUGGGCUUGAAUUAUGAGCAGCAUGCCAAAGAGUCGAAAAUGCCAGUCCCCAAGUACCCUGUGCUGUUUUAUAAGCCAGUCACUUCUCUGGCCGGUCCUAGUGAUCCGAUUCCAGUCCACGAGAUGGCCCAGGAAGAGCUCGGUCUUGACUACGAGUGUGAGCUCGUUGCUGUCAUUGGAAAGAGAUGCUCGGACGUUUCCGAGUCCAAUGCGCUGGACUACGUGCUUGGCUACGCGGUCGGCAACGAUGUAUCACACCGUGACUGGCAAAUCAAGCGAGGCGGUGGUCAGUGGUCACUCGGCAAGGGAUUUGACGGCUGGGCCCCUUACGGCCCUGGUAUCGUUUCCAGUAAGGUUAUCAAGGACCCUCAGACCCUGAAGAUCUCCACCAAGUUGAAUGGCAAGAUUGUCCAAGACUCUAGUACUGCUGAUAUGAUAUUCAGUGUCAAGCAGACAAUUGCAUUCCUAAGCCGGGGAACUACACUGCUGCCAGGCGACCUUAUCUUUACAGGAACACCUCAGGGUGUUGGCAUGGGCCGGGAACCGAAGCUCUGGCUCAAGGACGGUGAUGUGGUUGAGGUUGCGCUCGAGGGUGUUGGCUCGAUUACAAACAAGGUCGAGUUCACCAAGAAGGAAUCUGCUAAGCUGUAAAUAUUAUACACAUGUACUGUGCAACAUGGCGGGUGGAUUGUAGUGGCACCUUAUUUUAUGCAUCAUUGAUAAUAUGAGUCACUGAGCUCGAUCCACUCAAGAAAAACGUAGACCGAUGUGGUGGUCACGGUACUUCAACCUGCACUGUCCACGCGUUACCGGGCUCGGUCAACGCAUCUGGAAUAAGUAUUGGCAUUGCUUCGGGGCUGGCCGGACGCUUACUUCGAACUUUGCAAAGGUUGGUUCCCCUCAAAAAUGGUUCCAGGAACCAUUUCGCAAAAUGCUUGUAAGCGUACCGUGGAUAAAACAGAUCUGGAUCAGAUAGUACAAAUACAGAUCCCCUAAGUCGAA
Molecule: messenger RNA, 1524 nt
Organism: Truncatella angustata
Lineage: Eukaryota; Fungi; Ascomycota; Sordariomycetes; Amphisphaeriales; Sporocadaceae
Exons: 5
Coding region: 304-1173 (289 amino acids)
Molecular function (GO): catalytic activity
Source: RefSeq, a predicted model, not a curated record